AUGGAUAUAGAACAUAACGGAUCAUCUACAAAUAGUAUACCUGAGAGUGGUGAAGAAUUUAAUCUUUUCCAGUCCACUGGGCAACCGAGACUCGGUGCCCAGCCACAAAGUGAUAACAAAAUCAAUUGGAAGUUACUAAGAGAAGCAUGUCUUUCAAAUGAUGUUUUUACUAACUCUGAGAGUGACGUCUUAAAGCAAAAAAGUCCUCUUUGUAAUAAUAUGUUACAUAUAGCUGCUAGUCUUGGAAAUGAUGAACUUGUGAAAAAGGUAAUUCCAAAAGCCCCACAUCUUUUGACCGAAGAAAAUUUUAAUGGUGACACUGCACUGCAUGUUGCUGCAAAAUGUGGCCAUUUCCCUGUUCUUGAGAGUUUGAUAUUUGGUCAUUUUAAAAUCUUCCAAGAGGCUUUGGACAAAAUCUUAAUAAAAAAUAAGCUUGGAAACACAUUUUUCCAUGAGGCUAUAAUUAAUGGUGACGAAGAAGAAUUGCUUUCCCUACUUUCUCAUUUUAACGAGGUGUCAAAGAGAGCUACACUAUUAGAAAUAAACAAUGAAAAGAAAUCAGGUUUAUAUUUGGCAAUUGAGGCUGGCUACAAGCAACUUAUUGAUAAAGCACUAAGUGAAGAAAUUAUGCAAGACUCAAACUUUGUUACUCGAGGAAAAUCACCCCUUCUUGCAGCAAUCUUGAAGCAAGACGAAGGUACGUAUUGA
Molecule: messenger RNA, 708 nt
Organism: Abrus precatorius (Indian licorice)
Lineage: Eukaryota; Viridiplantae; Streptophyta; Magnoliopsida; Fabales; Fabaceae
Product: protein ACCELERATED CELL DEATH 6-like
Exons: 1
Coding region: 1-708 (235 amino acids)
Molecular function (GO): protein binding
Source: RefSeq, a predicted model, not a curated record